CUGAUAAACUACAGACGAUAUAGCAAGAUAGUCUUCUUAUUGUUUACGCACACAUGGAUUCUUUAUUCUUCGCUGUGAUCAUUCUUGAUCUGCUAAUUAUUACCGGGGUGAUGGGCUCCGAAAACAAAAGAUUCGACGAAAAUUAUGUAGUCACAUGGGGAAAUGAACAUGUUAUGUAUACGAAUGGAGGACGAGAUGUUCAGCUUUCCAUGGAUCAGUCUUCAGGGGCAGGUUUUGCCUCAAAGCUGAGCUAUGGAACCGGGCUCUUCCAUAUGAGGAUUAAAUUACCCUCGGGCGGAUCUGCAGGAGUUGUUACAGCUUUUUACCUGCAUUCUCAUACAAGUAAACACGACGAGCUCGAUUUUGAGUUCUUAGGCAAUAAGAAAGGGAAGCCAAUCACGCUACAGACGAAUGUGUACACCAAUGGACAAGGAAAUAGGGAGCAGAGGGUCAUUCUCUGGUUCGAUCCAACGGCUGAUUUUCAUAACUAUCAGGUUCUUUGGAACGAACAUCAGGCAGUGUUUUUUGUGGAUGAUGUUCCGAUUAGAGUAUUCAAGAACAACACGGACGUCGGGGUCGGCUAUCCAUCACAGGCCAUGAAAAUCGAAGCAAGCCUGUGGAAUGGAGAGGACUGGGCAACAGAUGGAGGAAAGACGAAAAUCGAUUGGUCUCUGUCACCAUUUAAAGUUCAUUUCCAGGGCUUUGACAUUGAUGGAUGCCCUGCUGCAACUGAUCAUAAGAACAAGAACAAAUUAUCCAACAGCACUAAUCAGAGUUGUUAUUCAUCUGAUGAAUUUUGGUGGAAUGCAAAAAAGUACAGAAAAUUAACUCACAAACAACAAGAAAAAUAUGAAAAUGUGAGGGCACAGUACAUGAAUUAUGAUUAUUGUUCUGAUACUAACAGAUAUCCUGUAGCUCCCCCAGAAUGUGAAUCAAACAGUUGAAAUAUUUAAGUUUAAUAUACUCUAAUCGAUUAUUCUUAUUU
Messenger RNA from Daucus carota subsp. sativus, 985 nucleotides. Its product is annotated as xyloglucan endotransglucosylase/hydrolase protein 2. The transcript has 4 exons. Gene Ontology annotation, biological process: xyloglucan metabolic process; cell wall biogenesis. The coding region runs from base 54 to 944 and encodes 296 amino acids. The record is from RefSeq and is a predicted model, not a curated record. Gene Ontology annotation, cellular component: apoplast; cell wall. NCBI's taxonomy places the organism in Eukaryota, Viridiplantae, Streptophyta, Magnoliopsida, Apiales, Apiaceae. Gene Ontology annotation, molecular function: xyloglucan:xyloglucosyl transferase activity; hydrolase activity, hydrolyzing O-glycosyl compounds.